ACUUCCAAUAUCGGACACGUUCUGUCUUGCGCUUGUUUUGGACCCGAACCGGGUCACCGGACCUCUCUGACAGACGUCGUCUUGUAGACCACUGGUACCAUGGAGGACCAUGCUGAUGCAAAAGACCAUGCUGAUGCAGAGGACCAUGCUGAUGCAGAGGACCACAUUGAUGCAAAAGACCAUGGUGAUUCAGUGGAAAAUGCUGAUGCAGAGGCACAGAAGGAGGUGGAUGCCUUGGAGCAAACCUUGUCUCCUGAAAACAAAUCACCUAAAAUCGUCUCCAAACCACCACGCCGCUGCACUUCAGGAAAGAAGAGCCAGAGCAAAAAGAAGCAGGGGACUACUUAUAAAAAGAGGCGUGUUCUCGCAGAGAAGAGGCGUGGUCAGAAACAUAAGAAGCGGGGCCAGGAAGAGACGACAGAAGGCGUGACGGUAAAGAGGACAUCGGGUGGUGGGAAACGUCGCUGGGCCAAAAAACAUUACUGCGUGUUCUGCCGCCGGCCACAGGUAAAGAUUGCCCGUCAUUUGCUGAGGAAACACAUCGAUGAACAGGAAGUGUUGGCUGCUAGUGUGCUACCAGUAGGUUCUAAACAGCGCCACCUGCUGCUGGAACACCUGCGAUGUAGGGGGAACUACCUGCACAACAUUGAGGUGAUCCGWCAAGGCAACGGUGAGAUCAUACCAUGGCGUACGCCUACAGAGGAGGUCAAUGCCAGGAACUACCUGCCCUGCCCUCUCUGCCUUGGCUUCUUUCUCCGAAGUGACCUUUGGAAACAUCAGGCGUCUUGUCGUAAGAAGCUUGCCACUGACCUCCCACAAGAUCCUACCUUCGAGGCAGAGAUCCCCUUCGCAGGCCUCACUUUCUUGGCAGAAAUUACCUCCAAAGAGCAGGUCUCCACUGCAGAGGUCUCGUCCAACCUGGAGACCUCAGACUCCGCAGGUAAAUCCUGUAGUCCAGCAGAAGACACACCUGCAGAUCCUUUCAAACAAACGUCAGACCAGAGCUCUGAACCUGGAACCAAGCGGACCCUGACCUCUGGCCCUGGUGUGGAUCAGAAUGAGAACAAUGACUCAGUAUCGAAACAGCCCAGAAAAAGGGCUAGAGUCCAGGCUGCAGCAUCUCGCCUGCUGCCGAUCUCUGGUGGAGCAUCAGAGUGCUGCAGUGAAAUCCUGCACCGGAUGAACCAGGACAAUGUUUCCUAUGAGGUGAAAUCAGAUUGGCUGAUCUGUAAAUAUGGGAACAAGCUGAUGGGAAACGAGGAGGGUGGUAAGCGGAAGUAUGACUACCUGAGCCAGAAGCUCAGGGAGCUCGGCCGCUUGUUGCUGGCAGCCAAAUCUCUGGACUCUGGGAUCCAGUCCCUGCAGGACCUUCUGGCUCCGGGUCACCUCAACCUGGUUCUGUCUGCUGCCAAGAAGGCUACAGGAUACCGAUGGAGCCGCCCUCCGCUGUCCUUGAAGACCACACUCAAGACAAUCUGUGAAAUUGCUGUUGGAGAGAGUCUACAAGACGGGGACUGGGAGGCUGCUGCCAGGACCACCGAGUUCUACCACAUACUGGGGAAGGACUGGGACAAUCUGGGCCUGCAGAACUCGGAUACAGACCUGGCUGCUCCAAACGAAGGAAGCAAACCAAAAAAGCAGGUGGUCCAGUCCAGAAGAGASAAGGAACAGAGACUUGAUGUUCUGUCUCAGAGCAGCAACGCACCAAUGUUGUCCCUGACUUCUCCUGAGUCCAGACUGAAGACUCCAGUCCCAGUUCCUGUUCCUCCUGGGAAGGUCCGCCGUCGGCCCUGGUCCUCUGCAGAGAAAGAAGCCAUCUGGAGGCAGCUUGGAGACCACGUCCUGAUCCAGUCGGUACCGGGGAAGGAAGUCUGUCAGCGUUGUCUGGACCUAGAGCCAGCCCUCAAAGGGAGACACUGGAAAGAUGUCAAGAACCAGGUCUACAACCAGAUCCAGAGCCAGAAGAAGCUGCAGUUCCAUGCCCAGGUGGAGCUGGAGGAGAACCUUCAACAACAAACUCAGAACCAGAACCAG
Austrofundulus limnaeus is the source of this 2034-nucleotide messenger RNA. RefSeq lists its product as uncharacterized. NCBI's taxonomy places the organism in Eukaryota, Metazoa, Chordata, Actinopteri, Cyprinodontiformes, Rivulidae. The record is from RefSeq and is a predicted model, not a curated record.